Molecule: messenger RNA, 6243 nt
Organism: Biomphalaria glabrata
Lineage: Eukaryota; Metazoa; Mollusca; Gastropoda; Planorbidae
Product: angiotensin-converting enzyme-like
Exons: 36
Coding region: 228-5840 (1870 amino acids)
Biological process (GO): proteolysis
Cellular component (GO): plasma membrane
Molecular function (GO): peptidyl-dipeptidase activity; metallopeptidase activity
Source: RefSeq, a predicted model, not a curated record
AGCACAUUUGUUCCGUAGAUAUUAAGAGAUAUCUAGAUCUAGAUCUAUGGUUGUCUGGGGACUUUGAAGUGUCCUGUCGUGGCUGGAUAUAUCGCUCUGUUACAUCAUAGCCAAUGCUUACAAAGUCAUGUUUAAAAAAUUACUCUAUAUAUUCCUGUGAGCAAAACAAAAAACUAUCUGCAUUGAUCUACAUUUAUUGACGAAUAGUAUUUGUCUAGUUCAGCGCCAUGGCUGCACGGGCGUUGAUCUACCUCUUCUUUACGUUAGCCACAGUCAAAUGUUUUCCCACUGACAAUAGUACUACAACACAGCCAACGACACAGGAAACAGCAAAAGAGCGCGAAGUGCGAGAAUUUCUCGCCACAUACAACCAAGAGUACAGCGCCUUGAAAUCCAGAUUAGCAGAAUCUGAGUAUCAACUGAGGACCAACAUAACUCACGAGAACGAAGAAAUAUAUAACAAAGUAUCUCUCGAAGAGAUUAAGUUCCGACAGAAAUAUUCAGAACUCGCCAAACCUUUGUACAGCCAAACGACUAAUCCCGACUUUCAAAGGCAGCUUCAUUUUAUACUUGACAUCGGCGACCUGGGCCAGAAAGAUGAAAACAAGACCAAGGAGACUCUAAAACUACUCGACGAGAUGAGCGCCAUCUAUUCAGAAGCUAAAGUUUGCCUCAAGCCUAAUUUAUGCAAACCAUUGGAUCCAGACAUUCACGAUAUAAUGGCCAAUUCCAAUGACUAUGAUGAACUACUAAAGGCCUGGGUUGGAUGGAGGGAUGAGACUGGGAAGAAGAUGAAGUCUCUUUACAGUCAAUUUGUCGACCUGUACAAUGAAGCGGUGCGUCCAGCUUACAAAGAUGCUGGGGAGUACUGGAAAUCUUGGUACGAGACGCCUACAUUCGAAGAAGAUCUGCUGGAGCUUCUGGCUCAGAUCCGCCCACUGUACGAACAUCUACACGCCUAUGUCCGAAGACAACUGAAGAAGAUUUAUCCACAAGACAAGUUCCCCUCUACAGGACACAUACCAGCACAUCUUCUGGGUGAAAUGUGGGCGUCCGAGUGGACAACCCUUAUAGACCGUAUCAAACCUUACAACGCCUCCUCCCUAGACGUUACGGACACGAUGAAAGAACAGGGCUACAAUGUCACGUCCAUGUUUCGAACUGCUGAGAGCUUCUUCAAAUCUUUAGGCUGGAGAGACAUGGUUCCAGCUUUCUGGACCAAGUCUAUGAUGGAGAGGCCCAAGGAUAAUUUGACAGAAGUUGAGUGCCACGCCUCCGCUUGGGAAUUUUCCAAUAAAUCUGAAUAUGCGAUCAAGAUGUGCACAUCCAUAACACAAGAAGCUUUAAUGAUCAUUCACCACGAGAUGGGGCACGUACAGUACUUUAUGCAUUAUGAGGACCAGCCAGUUGUUUACAGAGAGGGUGCUAACAAUGGUUUCCACGAAGCUAUUGGAGACGUGAUGGCCUUGUCUGUACAGACUCCAGAACAUCUGAAGAAGAUUGGUCUUCUGAAAGAGAUACCUGGAGACAGCGAGACAGACAUCAACUUUUUGAUGAACAUGGCCUUUCAAAAAGUGGCAUUUAUUCCGUUUGGUUAUCUCAUUGACCAGUGGCGUUGGUCAGUGUUCAGAGGGGACACCAAGCCUGACAACUAUACAAAAGAUUGGUGGGAUCUCAGGUGUAGACAUCAAGGAGUGUCACCGCCUGUGUCCAGAACGUCCGAUGACUUUGACCCUGGAGCCAAAUUCCACGUCGCUAAUAACGUACCUUAUAUAAGGUACUUCAUCAGUUUUAUUAUCCAGUUCCAGUUUCAUGAGGCAGCGUGUAGAGCCUCUGGACACACAGGUCCACUGCAUAGAUGUGACAUUUACGAAAGCAAAGAUGCUGGUAAACUGAUUGGGGACAUGUUGAAACUUGGACGGUCCAAACCCUGGCCUGACGCCAUGGAGAAAAUUACUGGACAACGGAAGAUGGACGCAGGCCCACUCUUGGAGUACUUUAAACCCCUCCUUCAGUUCUUGAUUAAAGAAAAUGGCAACGACUACGGAUGGGACCCCAAGUGCCCUGAGUUCGCUCCUGAAGUUGACAGCGGCUACAAGAAUCCUCUAGAAACAUGCAGCAAAGAGAGUGUGGAUCACGUGAAGUCUGAUGUAGCAGAAGCGGAGAAAUUUCUUCUAGACUACAAUGAUAAAGCACAAGUCUUAAAAACUGCUGCAUCUGAAGCGGAGUUUAAUUACGAAUCAAAUUUAACUGAACAUAACAAGAAUGCUUCUUUGAUCGCACAACUUACGAAAGCAGCCUUUGACCUGGAGUAUCAACAGGAGUCCUGGAAGUUUAACGUGACCGGCAUGCCGGAACACAUCAGGCGACAGUUUAAGUUUGUCAGAGACAUUGGAGCCUCGGCCCAGCCCGACAAGGAGAAACUACAGAAGUUGAAAGGAGCAAGGCUUGAAAUGCAAUCUGUAUAUGGUAAAGGAGAAGUUUGUAUAAAAGGCAACUGCAUGACUUUAGAGCCAGGGUUAACUCAGCUGAUGGCUACCUCCAACGACUAUGACGAGCUGCUCGAGGCCUGGGUCGGCUGGAGAGAUGCCACAGGCCGAAAGAUAAAGAGCAAGUACACAGAAUAUGUCCAACUUUAUAAUGAGGCGGUGCAGAAACUAUGUUUCAAAGACACAGGAGAGUACUGGAGAUCGUGGUACGACACUCCAACAUUUGAAGAAGACAUAGCCAACCUUUACGCCCAGAUACGCCCACUCUACGAGCAACUACACGCUUACGUCAGACGUAAGCUUCAACAGAAAUACAGCCAAGUUAAAUUCCCAUCUACAGGACAUAUACCAGCACAUAUACUCGGCAAUAUGUGGGCUCAGGAGUGGACUAACCUGAUCAAAGAUGUAGCGCCUUUCAAAGAUAAACCGACGGUAGAUGUUACUGAUGAACUUAAAAAACAAAACUACACAGCCGAGACUAUAUUUAAGACGGCUGAGAGCUUCUUCGUUUCCCUGGGGCUUGAUCCAAUGGUACCUCUAUUCUGGAACAAGUCAAUCAUAGAGAAACCAAACGGAACAGAUAUGGUCUGCCACGCCACGGCAUAUGACCUAUAUAACGGCAAAGACUUCAGGAUCAAAAUGUGCACGGACAUCACUCAAGAAAACCUGGUCAUCGUCCACCAUGAGAUGGGCCAUGUCCAGUACUACAUGCAGUACAAGGAUCAGCCAUUGGUCUUUAGGGAUGGCGCGAACAACGGUUUUCAUGAAGCUAUUGGAGAUACCAUGGCCCUUUCUGUUCAAACACCUGAUCACCUUUUCAAAAUAAAUUUGCUUAAAGAGCUACCUAACGAUGCAGAGACAGACAUCAACUUUUUGAUGAAGAUGGCGCUUGAGAAAGUUGCAUUUUUACCGUUUGGCUAUUUAAUUGACCUCUGGAGAUGGUCAGUGUUCAGUAAUCAGACUACGCCGGGAAAUUACACCGAGGACUGGUGGAAACUCAGAUGCAGAUUGCAAGGAAUCUCCUCACCUGUUAAGAGAUCUUCAUUAGACUUUGAUCCAGGAGCCAAAUAUCAUGUCCCAGCUGACACACCUUAUAUCAGGUACUUCAUCAGUUUCAUCAUCCAGUUCCAGUUUCACAAAGCAGCUUGCGAGGCUUCAGGUCACAAAGGUCCCCUACAUAGAUGUGAUAUCUAUCAGAGUAAAGAGGCUGGAAAACGUAUUGGAGACAUGCUCAAAAUGGGUCAAUCAAAACCCUGGCCAGACGCCAUGGAGAAAAUUACUGGACAAAGGAAAAUGGAUGCCGGCCCACUCUUGGAGUACUUCAGACCCCUCCUUCAGUUCCUGAUCAAAGAAAACGGCAACGACUACGGCUGGGACCCCCAGUGCCCCGAAUUCCCUCCUGAGUAUGAGAGCGGCUUCAAGAAUCCUCUAGAAAGUUGCAGCUCUGGCCAAGUCGAGCACGCGACAGCAGAUGUUGAACAGGCGGAACAAUUUCUGAAAGAAUUUGAUAAAGAGGCAGAGCUAGUUAAAAAUGCGAAGGUGAUUUCGGAAUUCAAUUACGAGUCAAACUUAACGGAAUACAACAAAAAUGAAUCCGUAAAGAUGGCGUUGCAGAUAGCUGAGUUUGAUCUUAGAAAACAAAAAGAGUCUUGGAAGUUUAACAUUUCUGGAAUGCCAGAGAACAUCAGACGACAGUUUAAAUUUGUCAGAGAUAUUGGAGCCUCGGCCCAACCAAAUGUGACAAAACAACAGUUGCUGAAAAAUGCAAUAUUAGAGAUGCAGUCAAUCUUUGGAAAAGGAAAAGUUUGUAUACAGAAAGACCAGUGCUUGAAUAUGGACCCAGGACUCACAGAUCUCAUGGCUAACUCCAAUGAUUAUGACUUACUACUAAAGGCCUGGAAAGGUUGGAGAGACGUCACCGGCCCGAAGAUGAAAGAUUUGUUCACAGAAUUUGUUCUGCUCUACAACGAGGCCCUCCGAAUCUCGUGUUUCAAAGAUGCUGGAGAGUAUUGGAGAUCAUGGUACGAUAGCCCAACAUUUGAAGAGGACAUGGACAACCUUUACGUUCAGAUACGUCCUCUCUACGAGCAGUUGCAUGCGUACGUCAGACGUAAGCUUCAGCAGAAGUACAGUCAACAUAAGUUCCCUGCUUCAGGACACAUACCAGCUCAUAUACUGGGUAACAUGUGGGCUCAGCAAUGGACUAGCAUUAUCAGAGACGUUGUUCCAUUUAAAAACAGAUCAUCAGUUGAUGUCUCAGACGAGUUGAAGAAGCAGAACUAUACAGCAAGAAAGAUUUUCGAGGCUGCAGAUGAAUUUUUCGGUUCCUUGGGACUUGCAAGAAUGGUUCCAGAGUUUUGGCAGAACUCAAUCAUUGAAAAACAAAAUGGCACAGAUAUGAUUUGUCAUGGGACAGCGUAUGACUUCUACAAUGGUAAAGAUUUCAGAAUUAAAAUGUGCACCACUCUGACCCAGGAGUCGCUGGUCACUGUUCACCAUGAAAUGGGUCACGUAGAGUACUACAUGCAGUACAAAGAUCAGCCUCAGGUCUUUAGGGAAGGAGCCAACAAUGGGUUUCAUGAAGCUAUUGGUGACACAAUGGCACUAUCUGUUCAGACUCCAGAACAUCUCUUCAAGAUUGGUCUACUCAAAGAACUGCCAAGUGAUAAUGAGACAGACAUCAACUUUUUGUUGAAGAUGGCGCUUGAGAAAGUUGCAUUUUUGCCAUUCGGGUAUCUGAUUGACCUCUGGAGAUGGUCAGUGUUUAGUGGUAAGACUACACCAGAGAAAUACACUGAAGACUGGUGGAAACUCAGAUGCCGAUUGCAGGGAGUUUACUCUCCAGUGAAAAGGUCAUCCACUGAUUUUGACCCAGGAAGUAAAUAUCACAUUCCUUCCAACACACCAUAUAUCAGGUACUUCAUCAGUUUCAUCAUCCAGUUCCAGUUUCACAAAGCAGCUUGCGAGGCUUCAGGUCACAAAGGUCCACUACAUAGAUGUGAUAUCUAUCAGAGUAAAGAGGCUGGAAAACGUAUUGGAGACAUGCUGAAACUGGGUGCCUCCAGACCUUGGCCUGAAGCCAUGGAAGUCAUCACUGGUCAAAGAAAAAUGGAUGCCUCUGCUUUGAUGGAAUACUUCCGCCCCUUGAUGGAAUUCUUGCGCAAAGAAAAUAGGGAUGACUUUGGUUGGAGCCCCCACUGCCCUGAUCUGGAAGAGAAACCUCAACCACCAGCUAACACAAAAACACAAAGUGGAAACAACAGCUCUAAGUUGGCAACAGUGUCUGCAUUCUUUUUUAUGCUUCUCACUAUUACAUUACAUCUUGUCAUUUCAAAAAACAUUAUGUACUAAAAAAAAAUAUUUUUACUGCCCUUAUUUGUUAAAUUAUUUGCAUAAUUUGCUAAAAAAAAAUAUAAAAAAACUAUAUUUGAAUGUUGUCAAUAACACACUAGAAGAUUUGUGAUAUUUUUUUUACAUGAUUAUGCAUAAAAUGGAAAGAGUGUGUUGCCAUAUUUUUAUUUAUCUCUGUUUAUAGUUCCUAUGCUUCUAGGUUCAUCUAUAACUUGAACAAUGUGAACAACUAUACAUAGGACAAGAUUUAAAUAGAGAGAUUGUCUGUAUAUCCUUAAUUUGGUGAGAAUGAUUUGGUUAUAAAUCAGUAUGUGUGCAUGUGCACUUGAUUUCUAGAAACAUAUCCUGAAUGUCUAAUCAAGAAAAUAAAAUAAAACUUAUUAUGUAUUAUAUUAUACAUGAA